Messenger RNA from Emiliania huxleyi CCMP1516, 798 nucleotides. RefSeq lists its product as hypothetical. The record is from RefSeq and is a predicted model, not a curated record. The coding region runs from base 1 to 798 and encodes 265 amino acids. The transcript has 2 exons. NCBI's taxonomy places the organism in Eukaryota, Haptophyta, Isochrysidales, Noelaerhabdaceae.
AUGAACCGAUCCCUCGAUGGCUGGCUCAGCAAGCUCGCCACCACCCGGUCGGGGACCAGCAUGUGGCAGCGCCGCUGGUUCGUGCUGAGCGGCGAUCGAUUGCAGUACUUCAACAGCCCGGGCGAUGUGGGCGGCGGCGACGCAAAGUGGACGCUCGAGCUCAGCGCGCUCGGCGCGAGCACGAGCGACGGGCCGGCGGACCAGGCCGACGCCGCGCGGUUCGAGUUGCUCGCCGGCGGCCAGGCCUAUUCCCUCCGCGCCGAUUCCGAGGUUGAGGCCGAGAUGUGGCGUGCGGCUCUCGACACGCCCACCGCCGGCUCGGCUCUUCCGGCACCGUCAGCAGAGCCGCCGGCGGGCAUGAGCCUCUUCGACGGCCUCGCCGUGCCUGCCGCGACACCCGCCGCGGCACUCUGCGCCGUGCAGCUCGGCCUGCUGCGGCAGCGGGCGAGCCGCGAAGGUGAGCUCGCCUCGCUCAAGCAGAGCCGCGCGGCGGCGCAGGCGGCGCAGGCGGAGGCGUCUGCGGCGGAGGAGUACGAGCGGGCGGCUUCCCUCGCGGCGGAGCUCGAGGCGCUCGAGGGGAGGGAGGCGGAGCUGGCGGAGGGCGAGGCGGAGGGCGAGGCUUCCUACGCGAGGGCCGCGGAGCGGCAGGCGGCGCUGCUCGGCGAGCAGCGGAGCUUGUGGGCGGACCAGGUCGGCGAGGCGCGGCGCUGCCUCGCGGCGAGAGAGGAGGUCGCGGCGAGGGAGGCGACCGCGCGCGAGUCGCUCCUCGAGGCGCAGGAGGAGCGGCUGGGCGAAUAA